GGACAGAAUCAGUGCACGUUUGUGCAGGAGAGGCCCCAAGUCCCGCCCGGAGACAUCGCAUGAGGAGAAUGUGAGCGACAGUUGAGAACGCGGUAGCCGAGAUCGACGAAAGUGGGCAGAGAAACGAGAAAGACGCUGUGAGCGUUGGGGGACCGCUGAAAGUCUCGCGUCGACCAUGCGUCCCAAGUAAACCCCAUCACCUUCAUACCCUCACUCUAUCUCUCCUUCCUCUUUCUCCUUCGUCGCCGCUGCACACAGCGUGCUCGCAGCCUUUUAUGCUGCUCUCAUGAACUCUCUCACUUACCUCUCCCGCCAGUUCGAUGUCCUGGCGUCAGCGCGCACCCCUCCGUCUACCCCAGUCAACGAGUCUCUGCUCUUACCUGACCGGCGCGACGGCGAGAUCGGAACACUUAAGAGGGUGCAGACUUGGUCGACCAAGUCGUUCCUAUUACCAUUAGGAAACUCAGUACAACCGUGGUCGUUGAAGCGAUCAUAUUCUUCUCCAGCCGAGGUGUACCCUGGAGACCCUUCGUUACAACCUCCAAUACCUCCUUCAGUAUCUGCCAAUCCCGGUCCAUGGCGUUCCUCGAAACCCUCAUCAAGAAGACCAUCCGUGUCUUUCUCUGAGAAGGUUACUCGUGCAAAAUCAAGUACUGAGACCUUGCUGCGCCGCAUCUUCUUCAUCCGGGUGUUACUCUCAUUAUGGCAUUGGCUCUACAACCUCUGGCGCUCCGUAACGCGACAGAAUGUGAUGACAAGAGCUCCCGAUGUUGUCGUGGAGGAAGGCUCUGACGAGGAUGAGAAGGAUACGGAGGAUGAAAGCAAGGACGAAGAGAAGCCUAUUGCAUUGGAGGUUCACCCACCACCCCAUCCUCCGCCAUUACACCCUUCACCAACUUUCCACUUAGAUACUCAACCGUCUCCCGUUACUCGUUCAGCAUCCUCCUCUUCGGUACCUAGGUUCGACCCUCCCAUAAUUAUCGAAUCUGCCUCAACUAUAACUGUCACGACGGCAUCACGGCUUAGUGAAGCUGCUCGUACUCGAACACCAACACCCACUCUUCCGACGCACAAGACACCAUUACAUCGUCAAAAGACCCUCGUACUGGACCUUGAUGAAACUCUAAUUCACUCCACUUCACGGCCUAUGGACUCACAUCAUGGAGGCGGUCUGCUGAACACGUUUGGAUUUGGCCGGAGAAAUAAAGGCGCAGGGCAUACCGUUGAAGUCGUCUUGGGGGGUCGCAGUACGAUUUAUCACGUUUAUAAACGUCCUUUUGUCGAUUAUUUCCUCAGGAAGGUUUCGGCAUGGUACACGCUCGUUAUUUUCACGGCCUCUAUGCAAGAGUACGCCGAACCUGUCAUUGAUUGGCUAGAUGCCGGCAGAGGAAUUUUGACUCGUCGGUUUUUUCGAGAAUCGUGUACACAACUACCUAAUGGUUCAUAUACCAAGGACUUGACGGUUGUGGAACAGGAUCUAUCACUUGUAUGUCUCGUAGACAAUUCUCCAGUAUGUUAUGUCGCGAAUGAAGCCAACGGUAUCCCGAUAGAGGGCUGGACGCAUGACCCACACGACGAAGCAUUACUGGACCUACUUCCCGUGCUCGACUCCCUACGAUUUACGAGUGACGUUCGACGCGUACUAGGCAUCCGAGGUUUCUCAUGACACAAGGCGCAAGGCAAAUCAUCCUCUUCAUGCACAAUUGUCUCAAUUGCAUUCAUUCCAUUCUUCACUUGGGUUUGCAUGGACCAUAUAUUCCUUUUUGGCAUCUUCAUCCCCGUUUUGCUUUUCGUCUUUGCCUCGCUUUUUGUGUUUCCGAUUUUUCUCUCUUGUUGGUCGUUCAUUGAUAUCAAUAAUUUACACCUCAAUUGCAAUUGCGCAUUACUUAUUAUCUCCCCACGCCCCACCCAUUCAAUCAUCCUGCAUCUUAGUUGAGCUAGUUACAUACAUUCCGUACCAUCCAUAUCCCAGAUCCCAGAUCCUUCUUGCAUCAACCGCUUCCACUAAUAUUUAGCACUGUGUCAAUAUGUACUACCACUCCUCCGCAACAAAUGUCGUCGAAACCACCCUAGUAUACCCAGAUAACUUGCCAAAGAAGUCGCGUUUUCUCUUC
Somion occarium is the source of this 2114-nucleotide messenger RNA. The record is from the annotation of a GenBank genome assembly. NCBI's taxonomy places the organism in Eukaryota, Fungi, Basidiomycota, Agaricomycetes, Polyporales, Cerrenaceae.